Apis cerana (Asiatic honeybee) is the source of this 2944-nucleotide messenger RNA. It is a transcript of the gene Ras64B, whose product is annotated as ras-like protein 2. The record is from RefSeq and is a predicted model, not a curated record. Gene Ontology annotation, cellular component: membrane. Gene Ontology annotation, molecular function: GTPase activity; GTP binding. Gene Ontology annotation, biological process: signal transduction. NCBI's taxonomy places the organism in Eukaryota, Metazoa, Arthropoda, Insecta, Hymenoptera, Apidae.
AUUAAUUUUUUAUUUAGUUACCAUAAUUAGUUUGAGAAAUUUUUGUUCUCGCUAUUUAGUACAAGUUAAUUUUUUCAAACAAUGUGUAGAUGUCAUUUAUCGAAAAACGAUGAGAUUCAACUAUUUUCUUUGAUAAAUUUUAAAACAAAUCUUGAUGUGCAUCGAUUUACAUGUUUUAUUAUUAUCGUUACAAUUGUAAAGUAUACGAUAAAUUACAAUAAUUAAUACAUCAAUAACAAUUUAUUUUUCAAGUUAAAAAAAAAAUUCCAUUUGAAUAGAGAGAAGAAUAGACAGAAUUGAAUCGAUAUAUAUCAAAUUUUCAAAUAAAUAAUUAUAAAAGAAAUUUUAUAAUUCUAUUAAAACAAAAAGCGCUUUUUUUCAUCAUAGUAUUUGUAUUAAGUAUAUUGAUAGCUGCAUCGUACGUUUCAUUUACCAAAAAAAAUUAACAUACAAACAAUCGUGCGAUUCAUUGUCGGUAUAUUUUAUACGAAAAGCGCUUAUCUUCGAAAUAAAGUCCCGUGCCUUUUGUAUCUUUGCAAUUCUCUAACAUAACACAUGAUGAUUGUUGAAAAAAUAAUAAUGGUAAAAUAUGAAAUAUAAUAAUGACCAAAUAUAAAAUGGAACGAUUCCGAUGUAGUAAAAAAAUAUUAUCGAGCAACAUGAUUUUUUAGGAUUUUUAUUUUAUUUAAUUAUUAUCUGUUCAAAUUAUUGUUAAAUAAUUGAGUUCGACAAUUUUUAUUCAAAUUUAAUCGGUACUGCUAUUUUAGAGAAUUCCUUAAUAAAUCAAAUUUCAAAAUUAAUAUAUAUCAAUGAUUUAUUCCUUUUAUUAUUUUCAAUUUGUGAUUGAAUUUCUAUAUAAUUAAUAUUGGAUAAUUUUAAAGAUAUUUAACAUAAAGUAUUACAUAAUAUCUUAUAUUUUAUAUUACAAUUAUUAUUAUACUUUUAAGUAAUUUCUAUUUAUUAUUUGUGAUAAUUUGAUUUAUUUAUUUUAAAUGAUUUUCUUUAAAAAUCUGCAAAUUAACAUUUAAUAGUCAGUUAUUGUAAUCAAAUGAUAAGAAGGAUAUUAAGAGAUAAUGGAUGGACGCAAUUAAAUUAAAUAAUAAUGAUGUAGUAUAAUUGUUUAUUAAUUUGAAAGCUUAUCAAUUUCGAUUCAUCUAAAAUAAAUAAAAAUUUACAAAGACUAAUGGUAAAUUUUUAUUAUGAUAAAUAAUUAUUAUAAAUUAACGCUCUUAUUAUUAUUGAUUAAAAUAUGUUAUAAAUUAUAUUAAUAUGUACCUACCAAAUACUAUACCAUACUUUGAAUAAUAUAAUAAUAUAUAAUUUAAUUAUGUAAUAUUGUUAUAUUAAACAUAUAAUGUGACUACAGAUAAAGUUUUAUUUAAAAUCUUUUUUUUUAACAUAGAAUAAAGAUUUCCUAAAAAUGGAUCGUUCCCAAAAAUAAUAUCACUAAAUAUAUUAAAAAAUAAUAUACAUAAUGAAAUUAUUUUAUGUUUAGCACUAUAUAAAAUUGAAUGAUUUUGAAAUCAUUUUCUUCAUAACAUACUUGAGAUAGACGUAAGCGCAUAAGAGGGCGGUAUUGUAAUAGCGACUGCGCAAUCAAUCGAAAUAGCAUGAUACAAUAUACAUGUAUAGUACAGAGGUGGGGAUAUUUCUUCUAGUAUCUCUCUCGUUUCAUUCGUUAGUACGGUUUUUAGUAAGUUCGAAUUUAUACAAGAUUUAUGAUGUUUAAUCGCGCUUAAAUCGUAAAUAAUAAUAACGAAAUAUGCAAUAUUUAAUUUAUUUUGCUUUUUCAUAAAAAAGUUCAUAUAUGUUCGUAUGUGAAUGCGCCUCAAUUUUAUAUUUUUCUAUAUUUUGUCGUACUGUUAUCAAUAUGUGUCACUGAGUUUUUUCAAUCACAAAUUUACAUAUCUCGACAAUUAUAUGAAAAAUGUCGAAAUCGGGUGACAAACAAAGUUACGCGCAGACAUAUAAACUUGUUGUUGUUGGUGCGGGUGGUGUCGGAAAAUCUGCGAUCACAAUACAAUUCAUUCAAAGUUAUUUUGUAACUGAUUAUGAUCCAACAAUUGAAGAUUCUUAUACCAAACAAUGUGUUAUUGAUGAUAUUCCUGCAAAACUUGAUAUAUUAGAUACAGCAGGUCAAGAAGAAUUUAGUGCAAUGCGAGAACAAUAUAUGAGAAGUGGUGAAGGUUUUCUUCUUGUAUUUUCAAUAACUGAUCUUUCAUCUUUUGAUGAAAUAUUAAAAUUUCACAAGCAGAUACUUAGAGUAAAGGAUCGAGAAGAGUUUCCUAUGCUUAUGGUUGGUAACAAAGCUGAUUUGGAUUAUCAUAGAGUUAUUGAAGUUGAAGAAGCACAAAACAGAGCUCGCCGAUUAAAAAUUCCUUACAUUGAAUGUAGUGCAAAAUUAAGGAUGAAUGUUGAUCAAGCUUUUCACGAAUUAGUGAGAAUUGUUAGAAAAUUUCAAUUGUCUGAAAGACCACCAUUAGAACUAAAUUAUAAGAAAAAUAAAAAAAAAUGUUGUAUGCUAUAAUACCUAAUGUGUUCUUAAAUAAUAAAUUUUUGUACCAAUAAAAUGGUACAAAAGUUACAAAAUAAUUGAAUUACAAACAAAAUUGUGGAAUAAAUAGAAUCUUCAUUAUUACUAAAAACAAUUAAAUUGAAAUUUAUAAUUAUAAAUAAGGAAUUUUUGAAAUACUUUUAAUAAUAAUAUUUAUAAAGAAUAUUUUGAAACAAAUAUUUUAACUAUAUAAUAUCAAUCUCGCGAAUAUCAUAAAUAUUUUGUACUCAAUUAAAAACAAAUUAAACGAUAGCAUUUAUGGAAUAUGUAAUACGAAUUUACAAAUCAUAAUUUUAACUAUAUAAAUAGUAAAAAUAACUGACAUUUUAUUAAAAAUACAUCGGUAACAAUGUAAGUUUUAUAUUAAAUAUAUUAAUAUAUUUAAUAUUA